Diuraphis noxia (Russian wheat aphid) is the source of this 918-nucleotide messenger RNA. RefSeq names its product CMP-sialic acid synthase (gene Csas). The record is from RefSeq and is a predicted model, not a curated record. NCBI's taxonomy places the organism in Eukaryota, Metazoa, Arthropoda, Insecta, Hemiptera, Aphididae. Gene Ontology annotation, molecular function: N-acylneuraminate cytidylyltransferase activity.
UACUAAAUAGUUUAGCACAGAUUCACAGUGCAAUCUAUCAGUUUAAUAGACGGCUUAUUAAAAAAAAAAYAAUAGUAUGAAUUAUGUUUAUAUUAUUAAUAAGGUAUAAUUAAAUUAUAAUUGUUUUUGGAAAUCAUGACUGUUAGAAACAGUCAUUGGGUUGCACUUUUUUCUCAAUUAUUAGUUUUAUCUGCAAGUGUUAUUUUGUUUAUGAUUCCAAUUUAUCUACUCUGGAGUCACAUUACUUAUGAACAAAAUCAUUUAUCUAAUUAUAAGCCUCAUGUGGUAGCUUUAAUAUUGGCUCGGGGUGGUAGUAAAGGAAUACCCAGRAAAAAUUUAGCUAUUAUACAAAACACUACUCUCCUCCGAAGAUCUUUAGACACGAUUAAUGAUUGUGGAUUGUUUCAUGAUAUAUGGGUAUCAACAGAUGAUAAAGAAAUUGCUACUGAAGCUGAAUUAGCAGGUGCUAAAGUAUUUCACCGUAGUGCAGAAACAGCUUCAGAUGAAGCAACAUCACUUAGUGCUGUAAAAGAGUUUAGUAUGUACCAUCAAAAAGUGGAUAUUUUUGCCAUCAUUCAGUGUACCUCACCUUUUAUGACUGCUGAGUAUUUGACUAGAGCAUAUAAAAUGGCAGUUAAUCAGAAAUUUGAAUCUGUGUUUUCAGUAACACGAAGCCAUAAACUACGUUGGAAACUGGAUUCUGAUGGUCAGCUGCAGCCAUCAAACUUUGAUGCUACUAAAAGACCAAGAAGACAAGACUGGGAUGGAGAAUAUGUUGAAAAUGGCAUGUUUUAUUUUGCACAUAAGAACCUUAUUGUAAAUAAUAAGCUCCAGGGAGGGAAGUUAGGAGUAGUUGUCAUACCAAUGAAUAGAAGUUUAGAAAUUGACACACAAUUUGAUUUGCAGGCUGCUCGUCUU